Messenger RNA from Protomyces lactucae-debilis, 219 nucleotides. Its product is annotated as ER protein Pkr1-domain-containing protein. Gene Ontology annotation, biological process: vacuolar proton-transporting V-type ATPase complex assembly. NCBI's taxonomy places the organism in Eukaryota, Fungi, Ascomycota, Taphrinomycetes, Taphrinales, Protomycetaceae. The record is from RefSeq and is a predicted model, not a curated record. The annotation marks the transcript as partial. Gene Ontology annotation, cellular component: endoplasmic reticulum membrane. The transcript has a single exon.
CAAUUCGUUGUAGAACUAUGGGAGUCCAUCUUCACUCCAGGCGUCACACCCACACUGCUCAAAGCAACCUACGGCGCCUUCAUCAUGCUCAUCACUACGCUCUCUGUGCUCCUCUUCUUCACUCGAAACAUCCAUGUCUUGGCGCUCCUCGUACUCAGCUUUGGCCUUGUCUUGAGUCUUGCUUGGUUCCUUCAAGAACUUGAAAUUGCCAAAGCUCAA